CCAAUAGCUGAAAAUCUUGCACAAUCCAAUUAAACAAAUCGAAAAAAUAAACAAAAAGCGUAGACCAGUCCUGUGAUGCUCGGGGUACUUUGCGCACGCCCUCCAAAGCCGUGGUUAAUCUCGCCGCAUACUUUCUCUCUCCACCAUCACCACCACCACCAUAACCACCAUCAACAACCUUGGGAUCAACAAAUUAACACCAUUAAUGAAGGCGCUGCAUCGAUAUGGCGGGUAAUUGUUCCUGCUGCUGCUGGCGGCGGUGAUUGGCGCACAGAUUAUCUUCGACCUGCUAUUCAUCAACAGAAGGGUGAAGGUUCUUGGAACGUUGCAUGUGAUGCUAGACCUGCUCGAUGGCUUCAUCGUCUUGACCUUGCUUACCUUCUAUUUGGGGUUUGUUUGUGUCUUGCUCCUGUUGAUUGGAACGACGUCGUUGUUUCUGAGGAUGAAGGUGCUGUCCCUGAAUCUCUUCCAGAAGAUUCUAGCUGCUCAUCCAAUUAUAGGGUUACAGGAGUCUUGGCGGAUGGACGAUGUUUGUUUAGAGCAAUAGCUCAUGGGGUGUGUUUGCAGACAGGGGAAGAAGCACCGGAUGAGAAUCGUCAGCGAGAGCUUGCUGACGAUUUGAGGGCUCAGGUGGUCGAAGAACUCUUAAAGAGACGUAAAGAGAUUGAAUGGUUCAUUGAUGGAGAUUUUGAUACCUAUGUGAAGAGGAUACAACAACCUUUUGUCUGGGGUGGGGAACCGGAAUUGUUGAUGGCUUCUCAUGUUCUCAAGAAAUCCAUAUCGGUGUUCAUGAAGGAUAAAAUCACUAGCAAUUUAACAAAUAUAGCAAAUUAUGGAGAAGAAUACAAAAAUGAUGGGUAUGCUAUUAAUGUAUUGUUUCAUGGGUACGGUCACUAUGAGCUCUUGGAAACUUCUGCAAAAUAGUGUAUUUUUUUUUUAUCAGAUUACAACUAUCAAAGAUGGGAAUAUCAUACAACAUUUUGCAAUUGAAAUAAAUUUUUUGAAAUUAUCCAACAAUUAAUAAGGAUUAUUCUUAUUUUUAAAGUUGGUAUUUAGGAUUUUCAUCCUUUUGAGAUGUACUUUGUGGCGGCAUUCAAUAAUUUUAGCUCGGGAUAUCUUUGUUUUAUUGGGAUAUCUUGUUUCAGUUGAAGCAUGUACUACUUUUUUCAAGAAUAAUCCAAGUUUGUCUCAUUGCCUCA
This is a messenger RNA of Amaranthus tricolor (Joseph's coat), 1199 nucleotides long. RefSeq lists its product as uncharacterized. Gene Ontology annotation, biological process: endoplasmic reticulum unfolded protein response; protein deubiquitination. Gene Ontology annotation, molecular function: cysteine-type deubiquitinase activity. Lineage: Eukaryota; Viridiplantae; Streptophyta; Magnoliopsida; Caryophyllales; Amaranthaceae. The record is from RefSeq and is a predicted model, not a curated record. Bases 76 to 924 code for a protein of 282 amino acids. The transcript is spliced from 5 exons. Gene Ontology annotation, cellular component: nucleus; cytosol.